Messenger RNA from Triticum turgidum subsp. durum (durum wheat), 312 nucleotides. The record is from the annotation of a GenBank genome assembly. Lineage: Eukaryota; Viridiplantae; Streptophyta; Magnoliopsida; Poales; Poaceae.
AUGUCUACGGUGACCCGCGCCUACCACGACCAGAGGCUCGCCGCCGGCAGGGGCUGCUCCAAAGAGGCUGCCAUGGCGGGUUCCAAGGCCGCGGCCGUCGCCAUCGUCGCUGCCGUAGUGCCCACACUGGCGAGCGUGAGGAUGCUUCCGUGGGUCAAAGCACACCUCAAUCCCACCGGCCAGGUGCUCGUCAUCUCGACCGUUGCCGGGAUGGCCUACUUCAUCGUCGCCGACAAGACCAUCCUUUCCAUGGCAAGGAAUAACUCCUUCGAGGACGCGCCGGACCACCUCAAGAACACCUCCUUCCAGUAA